AUGCACGCUUUUAGCCUUUCAAGCACUCCAAGCACAGGAUUCUUUACCAAAGACUCCGUAUUGUCUCUCUCCCAACCUGUCAAAGCGCAAUUCCAGUUUGAUCCCGAAACAGUAACUUACCCGGACAAUCUAACUUCUCCCCCGGGGAGCAGCCGUACACAGGCCUGCAUUCCUCGACCCCUGAUUCCGGACGGCAGCUCUCACGCCCACCCCGGGGCGGUCGCAGCCCCGCAGCCGGGUAAACACGCGCCCGAGUCUCGGGAGCGGUUUCCCGGCGUCCUGGGAGCGACGAGUCCCGCCCCUCGUAGCCCCGAGACUGGAGCCGGCCGAGCCGCCGCCGCGGCCACCUCGGGCCGCUCUCCCCGCCCCAAGCGCCACACCUCGCGCCUCUGCCCCCGGGACGCGCACCGGGACCGGUCAGCCUGCCACCGCCGCCUCAGCCCCAGACGGACCAGUGACCCUUCCCCGGCUCCGCGCCCCCCGCGGCGGCCGGGCCCCAGCCCUGCGCCCCCACGGCCCCCGCACAGCCCCUUCCUCGUCGGGACGCCCAGCACCGCGCCGGUAACAGCCUCGGCUCACAGCCUCAGAGACAUCGAGGGACACUCACCCCGGAGGCUCCUCCCGCCGCUGCUGCUGCUGCCGCCGCUGGGACCGCGGCCGUCGCCCCCGCCGCCGCCGCCUGCACCGCCGUCCGCACCGGCGCCAGCGCCCCCGGCCAUCCUCCUCCUGCCGUCGCCGCCGCCACCUCCCGUCUCAGCUCCUGUCAGUGGCUCAGGCUCCGGGGCUUCUCCAGGUUUCUCUCGCCGCCAUUUUGACGCCUGGAGCGAGCAGGAGGGACUUGGCUCGGCGCAGGCCUGGGGCGCCUGCGCGGCGCUGCGGAGCCGGCCCGAGCCCCCGCCAGUCCCCGCCGCCGCCGCCGCCGCGCCCGGGGUCACGUGGGCCGGCGGCGGCGCGCGCGCCCUGGCUGGCCGGGGAGGCGCGUUCACGGGACCUGGCAUCGGUUGGAGCCGAGUGCGCGCGCAUUAUUCCCGCCCUCCGCUCGGAGUCUGAAGCUCGUUGCAGCAUCUUGCUUAUUCCGGGGAAUUGUGGCAAAUCGUUAAAUCUGUCAGAGUGGAAUUAUAAUAACUACGCUACCGCAGACCGGUUCUAACAAUUCAUGUUUCCAUCCGGCGGCCGGCAUCAUGAUCUAUCGCUCACGACACAUCUUUCGUAAAGCGAAGACUGCGCUUCCACGGAGAAGUCCUUUUUGACAGUCUUGGCGUUUUCUUGGCAGUUUAUCUUAAGCCCUGUCUCUAUGCUACUUUUACAGACACCACCUUGCUAGUUGUAUAGUGGAUUUGUUUUUUUUUUUUCAUCAGGCACCGAAAAGUUUUCCUCAGCAAGAUACCCCCAUAAACGUGGGAUAAGGAUUGAUGAAAACACAGUCGCCGCGUGGGAGAGCCAAAUCGCUCUCCCUAGAUGCCCCUUGUCUGGGAGUUUGCAGUAAGUUCAGCGAUGCACUAACAAAAACACUUAUGUUUAUGGAGCACCUUACAGUUCGCAAAACACUGCAUAACAGAAAUCCAUUGAAGAAUAUCUGGGUGUGCCUCAGGAGAGGAAGAAGAAUGUUGGAUUUAAAAACGAAAAAGAGAUAGCGUAUGGUGGAAUUUUCCAGAGGUUACAUGACAUGGGACAUCACAACAGAUUGAACACAAAAACAGAUGUGGAAUCCAGUCACUUCGCCUCGCUGAGCCUCGCGUCUUCGCCUCGCGUCUUCGCCUCGCGUCUUCGCCUCAGCCGAGAGUCAUGCCGCGCCUGCCGGUUAUCUGCCUACUUCCCCGCCGCCGUGUGACCCUGCUGGUCCUGCAGCGUGGCCAGCGCCUGGUCCACUUGACGCUUCCGCGCCAGCGCCCCGCGUCGACCAUCGCGGUGGCUAUUGCCCUCGCGGUGUUUUUCACCGCCUUCUUAACCCCCAGUGGGUAUGUGCUUAGCAGCCUGAACCAGUACCGAAGACAGUAGUGGGAGAAGAUGUAGAGCAGCUGUUUAUGUCCGGCAAACUUUCAGAAAACGCUGUGGCUUCUUUAAAUGCGCAAAAGUUCGUAGUUGGGUUGAUGGCGCAACCAUUGUGGGUAUUCACCUUCAUAACCACAUGCUUAUGGUGAAUAUUUUGCACUUUUUUGGUAUUGUGUAUCAUAGAGUUAUACAGUCACUUAAAAAUGUUAAAUAAAAUUGAGACACUUGU
Messenger RNA from Delphinapterus leucas (beluga whale), 2221 nucleotides. Lineage: Eukaryota; Metazoa; Chordata; Mammalia; Artiodactyla; Monodontidae. The record is from RefSeq and is a predicted model, not a curated record.